CUCCGUGGAGACUUGGCCGUGUGGGGCCGUCGUCGAUGCCGGCGACUUUCGUUGCAGCCAGAAUGAAGUUUCUAUUGGAUUGUGAUCAAGGGUAAGCAGCGUUGUGCCUCGUCUGAGGAUGAGGCAGGAUUCCAUGUAGAAGAAUUUCCAGAGAUGGGAAGAGGGGUUGUGACUGACAUUCCUUUUAAAACUGGAGAUUUUGUCCUGGAAUAUAAAGGAGAGCUAAUUACUGGUGUUGAAGGUCGAAAACGUGAGGAGAGAUAUUCCGAAGGGCCAUCUUACCUGUACUUCUUCAAUUUUGAAGGCAAAGAACUUUGUAUUGAUAGCAGUGCUGAGACUAUUUACCUGGGGAGAUUAAUCAAUCAUCAAACUCCGGGCAACUUUUAUACAAAACGCCAUGUAGUAAAUGGGACACCACGAUUGUGGUUCCAUGCAAGACGAACCAUUGAACCAGGGGAACAGCUCUUUUACGAUUAUAAAGAGGACCGAGUGGAGGUGUUGAAGAAAUUACCUUGGCUAGCCCCUACAAGCCAAAAGAAAACUACAAAAAAAAAGAAUGAAGGCACUGCCACUGCUUCAACUGAAGUGAGCCAAGACUCUGCCACUGCUGUUAAUGCAUUUUGGGAUUCCCUGGGAUUGGUUCCAGCACGUCCCAAUGCUCUUGUUAAGUCAAAACCAUCAAAAGUUUCGUCAAAAGCUGAGUGUCGAACUAAACCAAACCCUGCAAAAGCUUCCGUAAAGCAGCUCUCUGGUUCUAAAGGUGCAUCCAGUGAUCAAAUAGUGGAAGCAGCAGAGACAACCACUGCUCUGCGACACUUGUCUUCAGCAGAUGUAUCUGUGUUAGAUCUUCAGGAAAGCACUACUCCGCUUGCCAUUUCCAAAGUUGCAUCAAGUGAUUCUGGGCAAGAAAGUAUGCCAUCUAAUGAGUGUUCAUUGGCUGCAUCAACUUCUCCAGUGAGUGCACCAAACGUGCCAAAUCCUUUAGUAGCUUCCCAUGAACCUCUUGCUGAAAAGCAGCUCUCCAGUAUUGAAGGUGCUUCCAGUGGUCAAAUAGUGGAAGCAGCAGAGACAACCACUGCACCUCCACACUCGUCUUCUGCAGGUACAUCUGUGUUAGAUAUUCCGGCAAGCACUUAUCCACUUGCCAGUAUCAAAGUUGCAUCAAGUUAUUCUGGGCUAGAAAGCAUGCCAUCUAAUGAGUCUUCAUUGGCUGCAUCAACUUCUCCAGUGAGUGCACCAAUUGUGCCAAAUCCUUUAGUAGCUUCCCAUGAACCUCUUGCUAAAAAGCAGCUCUCCAGUAUUGAAGGUGCUUUUAGUGGUCAAAUAGUGGAAGCAGCAGAGACUACUCCAGUCAGUCCACCAAUCGUGUCAUAUUCUAUAAUAGCUUCCCAUGAACCUCCUUCUGAAAAGCAGCUCUCUAGUACUGAAGGUGCAUCCAGUGAUCAAAUAGUGGAAGCAGCAGAGGCAACCACUGCUCUGCCACACUUGUCUUCAGCAGAUGUAUCUGUGUUAGAUCUUCAGGAAAGCACUACUCCCUUUGCCAUUUCCAAAGUUGCAUCAAGUGAACUUGUGCUUAAAGUAUCUUCAGGUGAUGAGAUUAAAGCCAUGGCUGAAUUUUCUGAGGAGAUGAAAGCCAAUGGUGAUUUUUCUGGGGAGAUGAAAGCCAACGGUGAUUUUUCUGAGGAAAUCAAAGCUGAUGCUGUACUUCCUGAGGAGGGGAGUAGUGGUCAAUCUUCUGAUUGUCUUAAUUCUUUUCUAAGCAAGUAUUCUCGAGGAUUUAACAGAAGUUUGCCAUCGAAAUGUUGCAAUAUUGAGAACGGAAGAGGAGUAAUAGUUCCAAGGUGGUUUGAUAAUGUUUGUUCUGAAUCUGCGUUAUUGCUCAAAAGAUCUGAAUGUAAAUGCCUGUCAAGUGGUAUUGUAGUGGAAUCAGAAAGAGCUUCUUCCCCUCAACUCACUUUUGCAGCACCUCCAAUGAGCACGCCUCAGCUUCCCAGUGUUAAAGUUGCACCUAAUGAGUGUGUGAUGGAAACUAAUUCAUCUGAUGACACAACUGCUGUGAACACCACCCAUUUAUUGUCUGCAGCUAAUGCUAAAAUUGAGUCAAACUCUACAAUGCCCUCCUGUCCUCCUGCUGCAUUAGUCCAGCUUUCAAAUGUUAAAGGUGCAUCCAGUGAUCAUGUAGUGGAAGAAGCAGGAACAGCCUCUGCACCUCCACUCUCUUCCUCACCAGGGCUAUCUGUGUUAACUAACUAUAGACCUAAUCGUCAAGGCCUGUCAAGUGGUAUUGUAGUGGAAUCAGAAAGAGCUUCUUCCCCUCAACUCACUUUUGCAGCACCUCCAAUGAGCACGCCUCAGCUUCCCAGUGUUAAAGUUGCACCUAAUGAGUGUGUGAUGGAAACUAAUUCAUCUGAUGACACAACUGCUGUGAACACCACCCAUUUAUUGUCUGCAGCUAAUGCUAAAAUUGAGUCAAACUCUACAAUGCCCUCCUGUCCUCCUGCUGCAUUAGUCCAGCUUUCAAGUGUUAAAGUCUCUUACAAAUAUUUAACUUAG
Molecule: messenger RNA, 2553 nt
Organism: Thrips palmi
Lineage: Eukaryota; Metazoa; Arthropoda; Insecta; Thysanoptera; Thripidae
Product: mucin-17-like
Exons: 19
Coding region: 154-2553 (799 amino acids)
Molecular function (GO): protein binding
Source: RefSeq, a predicted model, not a curated record